AGUCCUGGAUAUAACACAGACCUCCCUCUGCAAGUCAACGAGAGACGCACAGGCACGCACACAGUGAGACAGAGAAGCAGGCAGCAAGGAGAGAAAAGGGCAGAGACGCAGGCACAAACACAAGACAGAGACGUCGAGACAGAGAAAAUGAGAUGGCAGAGAUAGAUGAGGAGACCGCUGAAGUGCAGCUAGAAGAGGAGGAGGAGGAAGAGGAGGAAAGAGCCAGAAAAAUGGAGACGUGUUUGCACCAUUUGCUCCCAGAGUGAAGAGAGAGAGAGAGAGAGAAAAAACAACACGUUAACCAUUCAGACAGGAGCAGAGACGCGGCCACAGAUCUGCAGUGAGAAACACACAAGCCCUCAUUAAUGACACCCAGACUGAAUCGUCUUCAGCUACAGGAGGCAGGAGAGAUUCAGCGAACAGGACAUUUGAGGCUCCUCUGCUUGCUUGCAGACAGUUGAAUCAGCAGCGUCUCCCUCAGACAAUCGUGACUGGACCUUUCUUCAAUGUGAGAAACAAAGGAAGAUAUUUUUUCUCAUCGUCACAGUUGCAUUGUCUAUUUUUCCUUUGGCAUAAAUCGACACUAUUCUGAGAGCGACGACUGACAAGGAAUGCACAUUGAGCACAGGUACUGUUUUGUUGAGAGUUAAAAAAACAAAAAAACAACCAGGGCUGUGAUGCACACUCCAGCCUCCAUGGUGAUGGGGAUUGUGUUCUCCCCUUUGGGACUGGUCCUUGUCUUCACUGCCGCCAUCACUCCUCAGUGGAGGGAGGGACAGACGCGACUGGGCACGACAGGGUUGGGGUCACUUCUGCGGCCAGGCGUCAAAAGUCAAAGGAUGGGGGUGAAGUCAGUGGAGGCUCUGCUGUUAGUGCGCUCCGAUGGACUUUGGGAGAGCUGCCUGCAAGUGGAGCACUCUGAGCUCAAACAGUGCUGGUCUGUGUCAGGUCCGUACCAGAGAGACCCGCGGGUUCGUCAAGCCCAAGGUUUGAUCCUGACCUCCUUGUUCCUGUGCGGCACCGGUAUUGUGCUGGCCUGUAUUGGGGUCCGAUGCUGGACGGAUCUUCCCCUGAGAGGUGUCGCAGCAACAGGUGGCCUCCUGGUGGUGCUGUCCGGACUGCUGAGCUUGACUGCCCUCGGGGUGUACACGCACAACCUUGAAAGACUGGGGAUGGCGGGUCCAAGCCACGGCGGCAUCCAUGGCCACAGGUUCCCGCACCUCAGCCUGCAUCCAGCCGGCUCGCUGUACUUCGGGUGGCUGGGUUCAUGUUUACAGGUGCUGGGCGGUGGCGCCCUGCUGUUUAGCUUCAAAAAACCAAAAUGCCUGACCUGCCCGUCCUGCCCGGACCUACCCGUCUGUCUCGCGUGUCCUUCAUGUCGACGGAUAACCAACAAGCGGGACACGGAUAUAUACGAUGUCACUUACUAGAGACUUUACGUAACAAUGUAGACGUGGUCUUCUGGUUGGAAAAGUGAAGCCCAGGGUGUAGGAGGUCACCACCAGGGGGCGACUCUAUGAAACGCUAUGUCUAUGAGAAAAUGUGCCCACUUUUCAAAUGAUUUUGUAAAAAUGAUGAGCCCAUCUGUGCAUCUUCUCACGCUUUACCCUCCAGAGGGGGGUCGCAGGGUGGGGGGCGAAAGGCUAAGAACACCCUGGACGGAUCGCCGGUCCGUCACAGGGCCAAACAACCAUCCACUCCCACACUCACACCUAUGGUCAAUUAAGAGUGUGCAAUUUGCCUAACCCCCAAAUCUGCAUGUUUUUGGACUGUGGGAGGAAACCAGAGAAAAUUGGAUGAUGAAGAACGUCACACAAAUAAGAGCAUGCCAGUUGGCAGCUAGUUAUGUCCAACAGGUGCCUGCGUGAAGGUGAAGUCUGUGAAUUUCAACCGCAAUUAGUUCCGCAACCAGAAGACGACGUCCGUUGUUUUAUAAAGUCUACGAUACAUGAAAAACCUUGUAUACAACAAGAUGCACAAAUGUAGACAUGCUCCUGAAGUCGCUCCCCCAUGACUCAGCUAAUCAAUCUGCCACUUAAUGAAAUUAGUCAACUAAAAAUGACGGUGAGCCCCAGAACGUCACCUGAUCGAUGGAAUUUAUGUCAAGUAUGAACACGACGGAAGGAAUUGUCUCUUGACACGGACAGAAGCAUCAUUUGGGAGCGUGAAAAAUCCAAAGUGAUGAAUCACGGAGCACAAAGACUUUUUAAUAGAUUCACUCAGAUCGCCGUGGUUUGACAGGAGUUCAAGUUCAAGCUGCCUUCAAGUCCAACGUGUGGUGAAUGAAACGUGAUCUCUCUGUGCUGCCUUUUUUUUUUCUCAUUUGUAGCCAUGCCUUUGCACUGUUAGCGAGAGACACGGCGGCGUUGUUUGUAUUUUCCGAGCAAAACUGUGAAGCGUGACUUUGUGUUCAUGCGGCGAGUGACGAAGCGCAAGGGUAGCAGUUGUUUACAUCAUGUUAGGGCUUCAAAUGGAUUAAGGAGCUAGUUUUACAUUUCAAUAAGCAGAUGAUGUUGUAAAAAUAAAAAAUGUUGUGAAUGUAUACUUGUGAGGUUCAUGGUUCUCUAUAUUUCGGCAUUCCUAGAUAGUGUUCGCCAAAAAUGAUGUGCAGUCUGCUUUCUAAUAUUUUGUAUUCAGAUCAGCGCAUCUCUUCAGUCACGGUAAAUGUUUGUAUGAUAAGUACGUCACACUUUAUUACACGAGUCGUUUUAUUUGUGGGUGACUCUGUCUGUUCUUAUACUGUUUUAGUGUGUUCACGUGUGGUGGUGUGUUCUGCAUUCAAUAAAAUACCUUA
This is a messenger RNA of Solea solea (common sole), 2794 nucleotides long. RefSeq names its product claudin 23-like (gene cldn23l). Gene Ontology annotation, cellular component: plasma membrane; bicellular tight junction. The transcript has 3 exons. Bases 678 to 1430 code for a protein of 250 amino acids. The record is from RefSeq and is a predicted model, not a curated record. Gene Ontology annotation, molecular function: structural molecule activity. Lineage: Eukaryota; Metazoa; Chordata; Actinopteri; Pleuronectiformes; Soleidae. Gene Ontology annotation, biological process: cell adhesion; bicellular tight junction assembly.